GAAAUGUAAAUAAAACAGUCUGAAUAUUGUAUAAUACAGUACGAUUUCGCGGGAUUUCAUAACAGACGAGAAACGAUGUAACAUUACGAAAUUUUACGUUGCUAUCUUUGUUGAAAUUAUAUUAUGCACCGUGUGCGUACGUGCAUGCGUGCAUACGAGUACAUACACGUUAAGUACGAUGAAAUCUGUACGUGCACAAUGAUCGAACAAACCAGUAAUAUUAUGAUUAUCGGUUUCAAAUGAUGUUUCCUCCCCCACCUAACAGCGGCAGCAGCAAGCAGCUAGCUCCCUUAGCAAACAAUGAUAACCGCGAACACGUGCAAACAAUUGAAAACAGUUUCAGUAGGCAGCAGCCGUGCAGCCGUAAUUGUCGAUCAAUCUUUGACUCGUAUUGUGCUGCGUGAUUAUCUUAAUAGAGCUCUACCCCACCGUUCUUUAAUUAGCCUCGGCUCGACAGUGCGAUAAUGAUGUUCCAGCCGCGUCUUCUUCUUCUUCUUCUUCGCGAAAAACCAAUCGAUAUUUGUCCCGCGUGUGUCGAGUGAAAGAAAGAAGUAGACUGUAACGUGAUAUUCAACGAGCAUAGAUAAGGAUUGCGUUAAAAAAAGUGUUCGUGUUGCAUUUUUCUCGAGUGAGCGACUACUUUUGGAGGUGAACCGGUUUGUGCAGCCCGCAAAUCUAAAAAAAAAAAAAUAUAUAGAUUCGCUAAAAUCCUGAUUAAUUAGCCUUGAUUGUUGAUGUGGUUCUCAAUCUGCAUCAUGAAGCUGAUAACGUCAAUUGUUGACGGGCCAGUGUGCUGCAGCAGGUGCAUCACAAAGCAAAAAGUGCAUCGACUUCGAAAACUUAUGAAUUGAAGAUGAGUUAACUGUAGUUUCAAAGCAUGACUUCAGCAAGUUGCAGAUGUGAUAUCCCUGGUUCACGACGAGAAAUAAAAUGGAUCCAAGGGGCCCUCCUGAGGGGGCCCCUGUCAGCUCUUUUGAGAUUCCUAAUAUUGACAAAGUAACUGACACUUCAGUAAAUUGGCCUAUCGAUCAUUCGCUUCCUUCAUCAAUGUGUGAACAGCCAAAAAAGAUGAAUCAUAACAAGUUAUUGUUUUUAACUGUGGAGUAUGUGGAAGAUCACUCUAGAGAAUAUUCUCGCUUAUUUCCAACGUACGAACAAGUUUCCUUUUCUCCUAGACCUUCCUCUCCUCUUUCUGAUUUUGAACAUCGCGUUAGUCCCCUUGACCCAAAUAUGAGUUCAGCUGCUAGGUACUCACCUACCCCGGUCCAACUUCCACCAUCUCCUUUUCAUAAUUCUGUUGUUGUUCUGCAAGGUUCUUCUCCUUUAAUAUCUCCAUCCGAAUCAAACGAGAGAACAAAUGUUCACUAUGUUUCUCAGUUGACGCAUCCAAUUGAUACGCAAAGCGUACAACAGACAGAUAAUUCUGCUGAUUUUGUUGCCAAUGAAAAUGAAGAACAACUAGUUCCUAGUGUCGGUGGUGAAUUGAUUUUGAUGCAAGAAUCUAAUUCUGCAUUAGAAUCAGCAACAGCUCCAUUGAUGCUAACAGGAAUGCCUAGUACAGAUUUUACAUUGAGUAGAGAUUUCCUUGUUAUGCAGGAUGAUCAAAUAAAUGUGAUAAAUUCAUUUAAAACACAAAAUCUUGAUGUGGAUGAUCCAACAGUUUCGUCGUCUGCGGAAAAUUUAAAGAAAAAGAGUAAUACAGAUCCAUUAGCUACAUCUAAUAAACAAGUUAAUGAAAUUGUGGCAUCAACUAUAGAAAAGAAAGAUUAUGAAAAGCAGAAUGUUAGACGUUCUAAGCGGCGUAUAAAUGAUAAAAAGAAUUUUUGUUGUGAUGAAUGCGAUGAUGUAUGUACCGGAGAUAACUGCACUUCGCAUAAUGUAUGUACAAUAGCAGAUCAGCCUGUACCAUCGCGUGCUAUAGCAACACUGCCAGGAUCGUAUCUUUCGAUAAAUAAAUUACCCAGUAGUGAAAUUAUAUCGGGUGGAUCGGAUUACGGAGUAUUUGCGAAACGUUAUAUACAGAAACGUACUCAGUUUGGUCCUAUAGAAGGUAUCUUAUACCCUUAUGAUGGUACACCAUUUAAAAAUGAAUUACCAUUACUUUAUGAAACUGAAGAUAAAGGAUUCCUUAAAAUUGAUGUUUCAAAUGAAAAUGCUUCGAAUUGGAUGCGUUUUGUUAGACCUGCGUUUACGUAUAAAGAACAAAAUUUAGUCAUUUGCCAACAACGUGACGGAAUAGUAUUUUUGACUACAAGAAGUAUUUUACCUAAAGAAGAAUUAAGGGCUGGUCCCAGUACUGAUUACGCAAUUCGUAGAAACUUAAUACCGCUUAAGCCUGUACAGGAAGCAAAAGAUGAUAAAGAGCAUAAAAAUCAAUUAUCCGGAUGGUCACGAUUGGACGAUAAUAAUUCCCGUCGCGUGAAAGCAUUUCGUGGCAGAAACUUGAAAGAAAAAGAAAAUUCAAGGCAAAAUAAUUCCAAGGAAUGGAAAUGUUCAGUUUGUGGUUUAAUUUUUAGAAAACCGCUUUUGCUUAAUUUACAUACUCUCGUUCAUGGCACUGAUAAACUAAAAACUAAGAUUCAGUCUACUGUUUGUCCACAAUGUGGUUUACAGUUUCAGAAACAAAAAGAAUUGAUUAAUCAUAUUUCACAACACGGAAGGUUAUCUUUAACAAAAACGAAAAGAUUGACUACUUUAUCUACAUAUAAGUGUACAAUGUGUUAUAAACGUUUCGCAACAAAAGUACGAUUGCAACAGCACUACUUGGUGCAUGGUGCUGAAGACCAAAAACCACUGCCAUGUAAUAUAUGCUUUAAAAGAUUCAUGAAUAAUUCAGCACUAUCUUGUCAUUUAAAAACGCAUAGAGAGAAUAAACAGCUGUUUGAAUGCCCUAUGUGUCGACAAUUAUUUAGUCAGAGUGUAACGUUAAAGGAACACAUUGAAACUCAUAAAAAGGAAGAUGGUACUUUUAGCUGUCCUUACUGCCAAAGAAUAUUUAUUAAAUAUUCGGUUAUUCGUAAACAUAUUAGAGCUCACCAUUGUGAAAGAAAACACAAAUGUCAGAUUUGUGCAAAACGAUUUGCUACAGUUGACAAAUUACAAAUGCAUCUACUAAAACAUUCCGAUCAUAGAGAAUUUCAUUGUGCAAAUUGUGGUAAGCAAUUCAAAAGAAAAGAUAAAUUAAAAGAACAUAUGACUAAAUUGCAUAAUUCACAAACUGCUACUGAAGAACAAAUGUCACAAGUUACGCAAACUAAAAAAUUUGUUCCAAAGGUAAAUCCUAAUGAUUACAAUCGUUUCAUUUAUAAGUGUCAUCAAUGUUUAGUGGGUUUCAAACGAAGGGGGAUGCUUGUAAAUCAUUUAGCGAAACGUCAUCCUGAUGUUGCACCUGAAUCAGUACCAGAAUUAAACCUACCGAUUUUACGUCAGACGAGAGAUUAUUAUUGUCAAUAUUGCGACAAAGUUUAUAAAAGUAGCAGUAAACGUAAAGCACAUAUCAUGAAAAAUCAUCCAGGUGCUGCUUUACCACCAAGCAAUAGACAGAAAGAGUCUGAUUAUUCCGAUUUACCUAAUCCAACAUUUAGUCAAACUGUUGGUAGUAUUACAACUACACCUCAGGGUUGUCAAUGGUGUCAUAAACAAUAUGCUAGUAAGGCGAAACUUUUACAACACCAACGAAAGAAACAUUCGAAUUUAAUGGAACCAGCUGAUCAAGUACCGCGUUCACGUAAUCGGCAACCACAAAAUCAAAAUCAACCCCCUGUACUUAUCGAAGAUCAUUUUGUGUUAUCCGAUUACAUUCAAGCAUGUGAUACAAAUUCAGAGUUUUUUAAACCAAGGAUAAUCAAAAUAUCUGAUGAUGUUGAUCUAAUAAGUAAUGGAUUGGAAAUUGUUGGACAACAGUUUGUUCGUAUGCGUGACAUACGUUGAAAAGGAUCGAGGCAACCUCGAUGCGAGGUUUUGUCAAUUUACUGAGAUAUGAAUCUCAUGAAUUUGUGCACAGUAAAGAAACACUGUGCUUUUUGCUGCUGUUGCCAAAUGAGGGCAUUGCUGCCCGUCAGGAGUAAUUGAUUCUCCGCUGGGAAAUAUUUGGAGCGCAGCUUGAUCGGCGUCAGUGCGAAACACUUGACGCUGUUUUGUUGGUUGUAUGGUUGGCAAUGAUGUGUUGUUACGAUCGUCAGUCGAUCGUUGACUUUGACAAAUUUGUUGGAACGGAGCACACUAUUUUAUGAAAACUUUGAGCCUUAACGGCUAAAACAAGGAUAAAGAUUUAUGUGCAAUCACACAAUGGGUAAACACAAACAUGGAGAUUUAAGACUAAACACAAUGGGAAACAUGUUAAUUAUUGAGAUCUUUGCUCAAGGUAUUAAAAAUACAGAGCGGAAAAAGGUAGAAGAAAUCCUGUCUUACUGUCGGUACAUUUUUGACAUUAACUCUAGUAGUUUCUUUUAAAAUUUUAAAAAAGCUUCAAUUCGAUGUGAUUAAAUUAUGGAUGUUAGAGCGAUCAAAUUUGAGCUUCAAGUUUAAAGUGAAAUUUAAACGCGGCUUAAAUUUGGGAAAAUAUUGAAUCUUAGAUCAAUAUAAUCAAGUCUAUACAAUGUGAUUUCUUUUAUAGACCUGAUCUUAGUAUCUACAUGUUGCAUUCGACUUUGAUGAUAAAACAGUUGUCUGUAGGAUUACACAAAAUGUUGUAGUCUGUAAAGAAUCGCCCGAUCACUUUUACUCUCUCUCUCUCUCUCUCUCUCUCUCUCUCUCUCUUUCUCUCUCGUGAUUUACAACUUUCUGUCAUUAUUCCACAUAUAUGUCAUUCUCGUUUAGAGCAAAGUACUUUUGGUCUUAGAAUAUUUGAUCAAUCGGAUUCCUUUACGCGCCAAACUUUUCAGGAAGACUAGUUUUAUUCACACAGAGUAGUGUGAAAGUUUUGCAUCCAUCGCACUCAUCGAAUUGAAAUAUCUGGUUGAAGUUGAAGGUAUUAAUAGUUACCUAGACAAGAAAAACUUUUGUCUUUGUAAUUUUACAAUGCAUGUAAAACAGAAGAAACACUGAAACAGAAGACUCGUGUGCACUUUAUCAGAUUCAAUCUACAAUAUAUUACAAACAUUACAAAACAUAAAAAUUGGUAAAAGAAAAAAUGAAAAUUUAUUUUACAUGCAUUAUACACAUAAUAUAAAUAUUAUGGAAAAACGAAGACAAAAGAGUGCAUGUUUGUUAAUGUUGUUGAGUACGUGGAGAACUGUAUUGUAAGAUGACUUAAAUAAAAUUACCCGAUGACGGAUA
Molecule: messenger RNA, 5277 nt
Organism: Osmia bicornis bicornis
Lineage: Eukaryota; Metazoa; Arthropoda; Insecta; Hymenoptera; Megachilidae
Product: PR domain zinc finger protein 10-like
Exons: 12
Coding region: 931-3930 (999 amino acids)
Cellular component (GO): nucleus
Molecular function (GO): protein binding
Source: RefSeq, a predicted model, not a curated record